AUGUUUCUCUAUGGUAUAUCCUUACGACAUGGAUGGGGAUGUCGGGCAAAUACACAGCUGGCUUUUCAAUAUCUUCAGAAAGCUGCAGAACAUGCAGUCGAUGAUCUAAAUAAUUUAUCCACUGUCAGCAUGUCUGCGGCAAAAGGAGAGCUAGUUAUGGCUAUCUAUGAGCUGGGGGUCUCAUUCCGACAUGGAUGGGGAGUACAGAAGGACAAGAAGACAGCUUGUUACUAUUUCAAAAUUGCUGCUGAGCUGGGUGAUCCAGAUGCUCAAAAUGAUUUAGCACAUUGCUAUUACCAUGGACAAGGGGUGAAAAGAGAUGUGUAUCAAGCGGCAAAAUACUAUCGCUUAGCGGCUGCACAAGGACAAGGAAUCAUGGGAAAUUCAUGGAUAUUCAAAAAGAAGUAUGAUCAAAAGUAG
Umbelopsis ramanniana AG is the source of this 420-nucleotide messenger RNA. RefSeq lists its product as uncharacterized. Bases 1 to 420 code for a protein of 139 amino acids. Lineage: Eukaryota; Fungi; Mucoromycota; Umbelopsidomycetes; Umbelopsidales; Umbelopsidaceae. The record is from RefSeq and is a predicted model, not a curated record. Gene Ontology annotation, molecular function: protein binding. The transcript is spliced from 3 exons.